Messenger RNA from Diceros bicornis minor, 2649 nucleotides. It is a transcript of the gene FAM167B, whose product is annotated as family with sequence similarity 167 member B. Lineage: Eukaryota; Metazoa; Chordata; Mammalia; Perissodactyla; Rhinocerotidae. The coding region runs from base 1919 to 2410 and encodes 163 amino acids. The record is from RefSeq and is a predicted model, not a curated record. The transcript has 2 exons.
GGGAGAAUUAUCUUGCGUAAAGCCAUUUUACGUAGUGCCUGAGUCGCAGGAGGCGCUCAAUAUUUUUCUUUUUUUUAAAACUUUGGGGUGCUGGUACUCCUGCUGAUUGAAAAAAGAAAGAAAAAUACCACCUCUUCUGUACUCUGCUGGAAAGAGUGGGUGUGAAACUGGGAACUGUCUACUUCCUCCCCUAUGUCUGAGGCUGCCUGGGGAAAAUCCCUUGGUCCACCUUAAAUGCAAGCAGCUGUGUAGCUGUCGCCCCUCCUCCACCACAGCUGGAAGUCCCUGCCUGACAGCGCCCUCUAUGGGGGCCACUUCUGGCUUAGUCCUGCCCUCGGGAGCCCCAUCUCCUAUCACUCCAUCCUUUGACGGAAUAUGAAUUGCCCAUACACGGAGCUGAGCCCUAUAUUUGGUGUUGGGACCCAAGGAUGACUGAGGAAGGUGCUGUUCGGAGGGUCUUCAGUCUGUCAAGAGACGCACUUAAGCUGGUAAAUUAUAAGAGUUUAAACAGAUUUACUGGAGGACUCAUCUAUCCAUCCAGUUAUUCUUUCAUUUCUUAAACAUUGAUGUAGCACUUUGCUAAGUGCUGAUGACUAGGAAGAAGAUAAACUCUUGCCUUCCAAGGGCCUUCUUGUCCACUAAGUUCCAGGCUUGUGUGUGUGUGCACAAAACCCUUUUCUCAAAUAAACAAGUGAAAUCAUAGGUGGGCCCCCAUAAUAUAAACAUAAAAUUGGAACUUCUCUAUGAAAGGAACUAGACAUAAAAGGGUACAAAUUGUAAAAUGCCAGAUCAGCAGCAUCAGCCGGGAUAGGAAUUCAUUAGAAAUGAAAAUUAUCAGGUCUUACCCCAUAGAUACUGAAUCAGAAACUCUAGGAGUGGGGCCCAGCAAUGUGUUUUAACAAGCUUUCCAGGUGAUUCCAAUGCAUGCUAAAGUUUGAGAACCACUGGAAAGUAUACAAAAAGGCAAAACUCAUCCAUGCUAUCAGAAAUUAGGGUAGCAUUACCCUUAGGAGAGUAGUCCCAGGCCAGGAGCACAAAGCCGGCUUCCUAGAUGCUGGUAAUACUCUGUUGCUUCAUCUGGGUGCUGGUUACAUAAGCCUGUUCUGUUUGGGAGAAUUCAUCAAGCUAUGUAUUUAUGACGUGAAUUUUUCUAUGUGUCUGUUAUAUUUCAAUACAAAGUGUAAAUAUAGGGCUCUGGUUGGAGCCCUGGGAGGGGCAGGGGGAGGAAGGUCUAGGAGCCCGUCCACAGCUCUGUCCUUACCUGGCACGCAGUCCUUGAGGGAUUUUCAAGGGAACCUAAAGUUCCUUAGAAUAUAGCUUGAAAUCAUCCCUCUGUCCCAACAGAGAGGCAGUGACUUGUCCAAGGUCCCACAGAGCCAGCACCAGAAGCCAGGUCUCCUGACUCCCAGGCCAGGAUCUGGACACUAUUCCUUUGCUGAAGGGCCAGUGUCAUGAGUGAGGACAGGGACAGCUUGUCAGUCUCCUGUCCCCUCCCCACUCCCUUAACUUGCAUCUUGGGAAGAGGGCCAAGACUCUGGUGUGAAUGAUGCUUUCCUUAUCCUGGAGCAACUUCCUUUCUGGGAACUGGGUGUCUCCUUCUGGGCAAAGACAAUAAAAUUUAUCCAAGGGACCAGAGGAGCAGGGCUCCUCCUGCCCCCACCCGGAUGGGCAUCACGUGGCUCCCGGGUUAGCAGUUCAGGAAAAUCCCAGCCGUUGCACAGUUGGCCUCCCAUAUCCAUCUCCUCACCCACCCUGACACACUCAGUCUCUGGGACCCACCUUGAACAUUCACCAUUGCCCACUCCCUGGCACACUUCUUUCACCCUCAGCUUCUGCCACCUCUCUCUGGGCAAUAUUGCCAGCCUUUCCCUAAUCCCAGAGCUGCAGCCUUGCCCUGUCACUCAUCCCAAAACCCACCAUGUCCCUGGGGCCACUGAAAUUUCAGGCAGUGGGUGAAGAAGAUGAGGAGGAUGAGGAGGAAGAGAGCCUGGACUCUGUGAAGGCACUGACAGCCAAGCUGCGGCUGCAGACACGGCGGCCCUCAUACCUGGAGUGGACAGCCCGGGUCCAGAGCCAGGCCUGGCGCAGGGCCCAAGCCAGACCUGAGCCAGGGGGACCUGGGGCCAUCUGCGGCUUCGACUCAAUGGACUCCGCCCUUGAAUGGCUCCGACGGGAGCUGCGGGAGAUGCAAGCUCAGGACCGGCAGCUGGCGGGGCAGCUGCUGCGGCUGCGGGCCCAGCUGCACCGGCUGAAGGUGGACCAAGCCUGUCACCUGCACCAGGAGCUACUGGACGAGGCCGAGCUGGAGCUGGAGCUGGAGCCGGGGGCUGGCCUGGCCUUGGCCCCGCCGCUGCGGCACCUGGGCCUCACGCGCAUGAACAUCAGCGCGCGGCGCUUCACCCUCUGCUGAGGGGCGCCCGCGUACUUCCUGGGGCACCCGCCGCCCCUUCCCCAGCCCACCCGGGAAGGGAGAAGGGAGGGGUGCCCCAGAGGCGCCAGCACCUGGCAGCGGUGGGGGUUGGGGGCCACUCAGCUCUCUGGGAGCGUAAAGUGCUAGCAUCCUGUCCCCACUGCUGCCCCAGCUGGGGGUGUGCGGGAGGAAGGGGAGGAGCUCAUACACCCCAGGCUCCUCAAUAAACGCCCUUUCUG